UUUCUUUUCUUUGUGAAGAGACCUGGGUGUUAAUGGUACAGGAUUGGGUACCAUUGUACGGCUUUGGCGGUCUGUUAGUAAAGCUCAGGGAUGCCUGUGGAAAAAAAGUAGAAGGUGUAUUUACAAGACACAGCCAUGGAAACCUGGUCAGUUGAUCAGGUCUGCAGUUGGUUGGUGGAGAAAAACUUAGGAGAGCUAGUUCAUAGGUUUCAAGAGGAAGAAGUAAGUGGGGCCGCUCUUCUAGCACUUAAUGAUCGGAUGGUUCAGCAACUGGUAAAGAAAAUUGGGCACCAGGCUGUUCUGAUGGAUUUAAUUAAAAAAUAUAAGCAGGAGAGUCAAAGACUGGGGUCCCUUGGAAGCCCUAGAGAAACAGCCCCUCAUGCUCAAGCAGGAGCAGACCCAGAGGAUGAAGAGUCCCCUAGUCCUGCCAACCGUGGGAAGCAGACACCGUCUUUCUAUGCAGCCAAAAACCUUGAUAAUGGACUAAUUGACCAAAGAGUACUGAAACAGAGAAGGAAUGUGAAACAUGUUCUAGCAAGGAAUAAAGCAUUGCAAUGGACUAAGUCCUAUGUUUUACCAGAGUUUCCCUAUGAUGUCAAAUGCAUGUUAGCAGAACAGAAGUGUCCCGAUCACAGCAUGAGGAUAAGGAUCAUUGAGUUUCUCCAGGCCGACAUGACUAAGUAUCUGGAAGGCUCACUGUAUCCCAGCACCCAGCAGUACAAUGAUGUGGUCAACGCCUUGCUGCAAGCCCACCCUUUCCUGGACGAGGACGGCUGUGGCUUCUUUUUAUGGAAACGAGCUCUCAAAGAUCGCUUUAAAUAUGUUCGGAGACCCAUAGAAGAUGAUGAACAAGUGAUGAGAAAUAAGUGUAAAUUUGGACACCGAAGAGGCCAGACGAAGAAAUCUCUUACCAGUAUAAGCUUUGAUGAGGUUAAAAUUGUCCAGAUAAAAGAAGAAACUGUUUGUUUAGAUUCUGAGGCAGAUGAACACAUUAUCUGGUUCCAGCAAGAAUAUAUGAAAACAGAAAAGGACUGGAAAGAAAUUGAUAAGAGGAUGAGUCAGACUUUGGAAAUAAGAAGAAAGUUGAUUGGCAGAACACCUCUGAAGGACAUUCUUAAAAUGUUUCCUUUCUUGAAGUGCCCUUAUCAGAUGUUCAGAGAAUUCCAACUUCUUACGAGAACAGAUAUUUAUAAGAAAACAAAGCACAUUCUGGAAUCCUAUUCAGAAAAUAUACUGACUUCUUUUUCAGUGGUGGAUAAUCCAAUCAAUAUUGCAUUGCAAGAAAAAAUGAAACAGCACACAAAUGAAGACAUGUUGAAACAUAUGAAGAUGACAGCCACAUGUUUGCUCCUACCAGAUGUUUUUGGGGAUGAUCCCAGCCUUUUUGUCAUUGUGAAUGAGAAGGUGCAAGUUUCCACACCCGUGUUAGAAGUCAAGAAUCCUUUCAACGUUGAUGUCUGCGAAUUUUCUUUGUAUUUAGAAAAAGAGAAGCUCACAAGGGUAGACGACUGUGUUACGGCCUUGGCUGCUCUCAUAGCUGCCUUCCAUGUAUUUGGAGUUGAGUGUCCAAGAAGACUGUCCCAAACCCUCAACUUCCUAGAGACGCUGAUUUUUGAUAUGCACAGUCCCUAUUUUCCUUCUAUGAAAGAAAAGUUAAAGGAAGUAGGAUUUCAACACCCAGUUACUUAGUAGCAUGCCAAAUAUUGCAUCAGAAUUGAUGAUCUCUGGGACAGCUAAAAUUUUAUUAAAAAAAUUGUUUUGACUUAGCAUUGUAGUAGAGGUAGGUAUUAGAAAAUCAUCUUGUCUCAAAGAUGCAAAUCAAUUUCAGUACCUUCUAUCUUUAUGCUUAGAUACUGAAAAUUGUGAAAU
This is a messenger RNA of Callorhinus ursinus (northern fur seal), 1869 nucleotides long. It is a transcript of the gene SAMD3, whose product is annotated as sterile alpha motif domain containing 3. The record is from RefSeq and is a predicted model, not a curated record. NCBI's taxonomy places the organism in Eukaryota, Metazoa, Chordata, Mammalia, Carnivora, Otariidae. Gene Ontology annotation, molecular function: protein binding.